AUGGCCUCGUCCGACUUCGCCGGCGGCUUCGUCCUCUCUCCACCUCCUUCAUCAGUAGCCUCUUCCGAAUCCCACUCUCCCUCAUCCCUCCCACACCCACGCAGCACCCCCCUCCGCCCCGGUGGAAGCAAAGAAAGCUACCUCAUUCGGCACCUCGACGCGCAAAUCCUCCAAAUCCAACGCCGCUACGCCAAGCGCACCACGUUCUCCACAUCCGCCCUCACCAACGGCUCCAAACCGCCAAUAGCAGAGACAUGGGCGGGCGACGUCAAGGGAUACAGCAGCAUGAAGGAGACGUGCAAGGAUGUCGAGCAGCUGGUUGAUGUGGUGUGGAUGAGUGGGACACCGUCGCUGCAGGUGCCGUACUUGAUGAAUUUGGCGAUGAUUGUUGUUACGGCUGUGCAUGGCAUGCCGCCUUCUCCUAAGCGCCUUUUCGGGCUGCUUGGGAAGUUGGAUCGCGCGUUUGCUGGCUUGUUGCAGGGGAGGGAUGUGGAGACGGGGGAGGCGUUGCCGGGGUUUGAGGGGAGGAGGGGGGUUAGUGGGACGGAGAAGGUGCGGAUACGAUCGCUUGUUGAGAGGACGAGGGUCAGUGUCGUGGAGGCUUUCAAGAGGGCGGAAUUUGAAUUUGAUGAGGCGGAGGAUGAAGACGGGGAUGGAAUGGAUACAGCUGACGACGGAGAGCUGGUUGUGGAAGGGGAGGACUUUGAACGGGAGGAUGAUGAAGAUGACAGUUGGGACAUGCAACUCGCGAGAGUCUACGAUCGGACAAUGGUCGAGCUUGGGGACAGCUUGGAGGAGCCCAACAUUGGCGUGAUCACCGAGAGCCGACAGUAUAAUCGCGAUGGCUGA
Messenger RNA from Neohortaea acidophila, 849 nucleotides. RefSeq lists its product as uncharacterized. Lineage: Eukaryota; Fungi; Ascomycota; Dothideomycetes; Mycosphaerellales; Teratosphaeriaceae. The transcript has a single exon. Bases 1 to 849 code for a protein of 282 amino acids. Gene Ontology annotation, cellular component: transcription factor TFIIH holo complex. The record is from RefSeq and is a predicted model, not a curated record.